Molecule: messenger RNA, 6304 nt
Organism: Galleria mellonella (greater wax moth)
Lineage: Eukaryota; Metazoa; Arthropoda; Insecta; Lepidoptera; Pyralidae
Gene: S1P
Product: membrane-bound transcription factor site-1 protease
Exons: 20
Coding region: 289-3414 (1041 amino acids)
Biological process (GO): proteolysis
Cellular component (GO): Golgi apparatus
Molecular function (GO): serine-type endopeptidase activity
Source: RefSeq, a predicted model, not a curated record
UAAUAGAAAAUGUUAUGUGUAGUCUGUACAUUUCAGACCAUCAUAGUUUCUGAAUUUAGUAUGAAUUUUCUGUAAUAUUUUGUGUAGUUACCUAUUAAAUUAUAUAUUUAAUAUAAUUAUUGAAAUUUAUGAAAUUGUAGACAUUAGUAUCCUCUUUUAUUCCUUAUUUUUGUUGCAAUAAUGCCUGUUAUUUGUUUAAAGAGGUCGAAAUUAAAUUCUAUGUUUUAUCAACAAAAACUUUAAUGUUUCCUCGGUCUCUUCAUGUUUAUUUCUUAGCAACUAUUUAAUAUGAAGGUGAUUUAUAUAAAUCUUUUUGUAAUAAUUGUAUUUAGUAUUUUAUCAGUUUUUGCCAAUGAUGAUAAUUUACAUAUGGAUACAUCAUGUAAUACAACCGAUUCUGCUCGUGUCGAAUACAAAUAUAACACUGAUGUGGUAGGCAGUGAACAUAUUAUUACAUAUAAAGGAUAUUUUUCAAGGUCUACGAGGGAAAAUUAUGUUACAGCGGCUUUAAAAAAUGCUGGGGUGUCAAAUUGGACAUUAUUGCAGCGAAAUAAUCCCGCCAAGGAGUAUCCAAGUGACUUCGACGUUAUCGUGUUAGACGAGGAUGGAAGGCGUGCACUUGACGCAUUACGGGACCACCCAGCCAUACGACGUGUCACUGUCCAGAGGCAGGUUCAACGAACCAUAAAAUAUAUCAAAGAGGACGACUGUGGACCUGCUGGCUGUUUAUACACGGGUUGGCGUAAUCAUCGGGCCCGUGCACUGCACUCGCUUAGAAAACCACGUGAGAACAAUGGUUAUGCGUCUCGGAAGUUACUCAGAACAGUGCCUCGCCAGAUAACGUCUGUAUUAAAAGCAGAUGUACUAUGGUCUCUGGGUAUCACAGGUGAAGGCGUGAGAGUGGCAGUGUUUGACACAGGUCUGGCUCGACACCAUCCUCAUUUUGGUCGAGUGCGUGAGCGUACUGACUGGACUGGAGAAAAUACUCUGGACGAUGCUCUUGGUCACGGCACCUUCGUUGCUGGUGUCAUAGCCUCACGAGCCGACUGUUUAGGAUUCGCGCCCGAUGCCGAUUUGCAUAUAUUUCGUGUCUUUACAGAUAAUCAGGUGUCAUAUACGUCGUGGUUCCUGGAUGCCUUUAAUUAUGCGAUAAUGCGUAAGAUUGAUGUGCUGAAUCUCAGUAUAGGGGGUCCUGAUUUCAUGGACCAUCCAUUCGUCGAUAAGGUCUGGGAACUUAGUGCUAAUAAGGUCAUAAUGGUGUCGGCGAUAGGAAAUGACGGACCUUUAUAUGGAACUCUUAACAACCCAGCGGAUCAGAUGGACGUCAUCGGUGUUGGUGGUAUUGGGUUCGACGAUCGUAUCGCCAAAUUCUCGUCUCGCGGAAUGACCACGUGGGAAUUGCCACAUGGUUAUGGCCGAAUGAAACCUGAUAUAGUAACCUAUGGUAGUGGAGUCCAGGGAUCAAGUGUCACCGGUGGAUGUCGGUCAUUAAGUGGUACAUCUGUGGCUUCCCCAGUAGUGGCUGGUGCUAUAGCGUUGCUAGCAAGCGGCGUGCCACGGAAUCACUUAACGCCGGCGUCUGUAAAGCAGGCGCUAUGUAUCACGGCGCGGCGAUUAACUGGCUAUAACAUGUUCGAACAGGGACAUGGAAAAUUGGAUCUUAUUAGCGCUUAUCAGUUUCUUAGAGAAUAUGAGCCCAAAGCAAGCUUGAGUCCGCCUUAUAUCGACCUGACGGAAUGCCAAUAUAUGUGGCCAUAUUGUACCCAGCAAUUAUAUUACAGCGCGCAGCCGACUAUUGCUAAUGUUACAGUUAUUAAUGGUCUUGGCGUCUCUGGGCAUGUGAAAGGAGUGACCUGGCAUCCUCACUUACCGCACGGCGUAUUGCUCUCUGUAUCCGUAGAGCACAGUUCAAUAUUAUGGCCGUGGUCCGGAUGGUUGGCUCUUAGUUUUAGAGUUCUCGAAGAAGGCGCCGAUUUCGAUGGCGUUAUUGAGGGUCAUAUGAAUGUGACAAUUGAAAGUCACGGAGAGUAUGGUGAUAAGGCUAUGCGAAAUGUGACAUUAAUGUUGCCAAUACGGGCGCGAGUGAUUCCGGUUCCUGUGCGUACUCGGCGACUGCUGUGGGACCAGUUUCACAGUCUACGCUACCCCGGCGGUUACUUCCCCCGGGAUGAUCUUCGCGCUAAACACGACCCACUGGAUUGGCACGCCGACCACCUACAUACCAACUUCAGGGACAUGUAUCACCGACUCCGUGAACACGGCUACUACCUCGAAGUUAUGGGUACACCUUUAACCUGCAUUGAUACAUCACUCUAUGGAGCUCUGCUACUAGUGGACCCAGAAGACGAAUAUUUUCCUGAAGAAAUGGCCGCGUUGAAAAAGGCUGUGGAUUCCGGUCUCUCGCUGGUCGUUUUCGCCGACUGGUACAAUGCGUCUUUGCUUCGGCACGUUAAGUUCUACGACGAAAACACGCGGCAAUGGUGGAUACCAGAAACGGGUGGUGCCAAUGUACCAGCACUGAAUGAUCUUCUGAGUAUGUACCAGGUAGCGCUGGGGGACCGCGUAUUCGAAGGCUCAUUCAAGCUGGGCAGACAUCAAAUAUACUACGCGAGCGGAACGCAUAUUCACAGUUUCCCUGAACACGGAGUAAUAAUCACAGCUCCAUUGAGUGAUCAGGGGCAACAGAUUAUGUCUGGAGAAAAAUCAAAUGGGAAUCGACCGACGAGCGGAGCACAAACCGUUGAUGUGCCUAUAUUAGGGCUUCUGCAGACCGAUGGCGAGAUAAGAGACUACACCAAUGACACUAUGGAAAAAUUGCCGAAGGCUGGUCGGUUGGUUGUGUAUGGGGACUCUUCAUGCCUGGAGGGUGGGACGGCUCAGCCCUGUCACUGGCUACUGCUGGCUGCACUCCAAUAUGCGCUUGUAGGUCAUCUCCCUUCACCUUUGAAGGAGGCUGCGACUCCACCACAGCAUCGUGUUCGAGAUGUUCAUAUCAUUCCCUCAGAUUUACCACAACGUGCGGAGGGGGGUCGUUUGCAUGUGUAUUCCCGAGUGCUGUCAGCUGAUGGGAGCGGACCUAGGGCAGUGCCACCAUGUUCCACUUUGCCCCCGUUGCCUCCGCAGCCGGUGCAUGCCCCUCGAGCCGCCGGCACGCUUGCACCAAGACACCAGCCGACUGACCCCAAAAGUAUAGGUGCUCCAGACAUCGAAGGUACGGAACCGGCACCUCGAGCAUGGCGUGGAGCCGGCGCGGCGCCGUCAAGGUCCCAUCCUGACUCUGAACCAACGUCCACAACAACCAAUCGAGCUAUUACGUUAAUUGCCAUAUUAGCUGUCAUAUACUGUCUCACCUCGAUGUGGAAACGUUGCGGAAGAAAACUCCGAAGACGCAGACUGAUGUCUUUGGCUACAUAGCAUCAGGCUAAUCAACAGCAGAAAAUAGCUGCAGUUGUGUCGGAUAGUGCAUGCUUCAAGGAGGUAACUGAUGCCUUCACACUGAAAGGGACUCUAGGCAAAUAUUUGUUUAACCAAUUGGUGUACGCUAUAAACGUAUGCUCUAAAAGUAUGCGGCGGAAUGUUACCUGAACGAGUAAUAAGUAAACUAAUUUAUUUAUUUUAGUUAAUAUUAUUUAUUAAUUAUUCCAAAUAUAGAUGUCGGUAUUUCAGACUUGUUCAUACUUUCACUUAUGUGCAAUAAUUGAUAACAUUUACUCACUUGUUCUUAUUACGCUUCAUACCGAGAUUGGUUACACUGGUGGUAUAAUGAUAUUAUGUUCAAGUAGGUAUGAUAAAUUGAUUUUUGAUAUAUUUUUUUUACCUGAUAAUCUAUUAAUCUAUAUAGUUAGAUUAGUCGUCUAAUAAGUAAUUCUUAAAUUAAUAGCUAAAACUUUUCCACUUCAGUCCUAUUUAAUUUAUAGUAUCUUUCAAAUGAAAUGCAAAAAAUAGUGUAUUAUUUAGAUAUUAAGUAUUUUUUUAAAUGUAUUUAGUACGGAUGCUGCUGUAUUAAUUACAUUUCUUUUAGUAUUUACGAUGGCUUCGGUUAUGUGAAUCCAUUGUCUUACGAUCCCGAAUUUAAUAAAAUCUUUUCUUAUCAAAAAAUUACAUUAUCUAAGGAGUGCCUCUACAGAAUUUUAGAUUUAUAGCUUCAGUAGAAGAAAAAGUUUAAUAACAGAAUGCCUAAAAUAACCUACGAAUCAGUGUGUAUAUAUAUGCAGAUAAUAUUAAAAAAAACUAACAACAUUUGACAAGAGAUGGCCAAUUCUUCGCAAUUAGUCAUUUACUAAUUAUAUUCAUAUCGUAUCCGUUGUAAAUAAAAAAAAAAUCUUUAAAAGACAAUAAACGAUUAGUAGCUAAUCGUGAAAUUUAAUAUUAUGGUAUCUAUACUAAUAAUAAAUAUAGGUACCUGAAAAGGAUUUAAAAAUUGAACUGGGAAAUUAAAUUGUUUCAAUCACAUUGUAAUGAAAGAAAUUGUAUAUAGUAGGUAUUUAGAUGUAUAAAAUAGCAUAUAAUUUAUUUUAUAAGAAAAGGAAAUAUGAUGCAUUCAUUCACACACGUGUACCUUGUCCUGGCAUUGUUUAUAUCUUGCCACUGUAUAUCAGAAAAUAACUAUAUAUUACUAUCUUUAUUUUUCAUACACUGUAUGACAGGGGUUGAAAAACAUUUAAAAACAUGUUAUUUUAGUCGUGGAUGGACAAUUGUGACUGUUUAAUUUAUAGAUACGUAUUGUUAUAGACAUCGUUUGUAAAUAUCAUCAUCAUCAUCAUCUAACAAAAUAAUACAUUUAGUUUUUGAUCAUUUCUAACUUUAAUUAUCUCUUAAGUAUGUACACUUAGGAUACAUCCUAUGUUAUUGUAUUUAUUCAUACCAUUUAUCGUAAUAAAUACAGAACAGAAUAAAUACAGAUGUAUUUGUAUGUGUAUAUUAUCAUGUUUUUGUAAAAAGGUUUUUUUUUUUAUAUGUCUCCUUUAGAAUUUCAAUUUUAAUAUUCCUGUACUGUAUCAAAUAUUCUGUUGGAUGCUUGAAUUUGUAUAUAUUUUUUUUGUGAAUUGAAUUUUAAUAUCUUAACUUCGAGGAAGAUGCGUACUACGUACUCCUAUUUAUUUAUGGAUUUGUUGUCGUUUUAAAUUGUGGCAAUAACUAGUAGAAACCACUGAGUAAAUAUAAAAUAGUUUUUAUACGAGCAAUAAGAGACGAAAUUGAAAUAUGGCCCCACAUUUAAUUCUUUGUCAUUUACAGUCAAUGAGUAAUAAUUUGUAUAUCAUUUUUAAAUUUAGUAUUGAUUACUUAUGUUACUUUGGCAGGGUAUUUUGGUAGGAAUGUAUUAGCCUAAGUCUAUAAUAACAGGGAUAGUUACAGUAUUAAAAGUGGAAUUAGAGUGGAGUAGUACUUGUUAGUUUUCACAUACUGUAUUAUUAUAAUUCAGAAUCCCUUUUUUAUUGUUCCAAAAUUUUAAGGAAGUAUUAAAAAUUUUAAUUUAUGCGACAUUCCAACCCAGUUGAUUCCGAAUACUAUAUCAUAAUAUGGCAUUGAAAGUCAACAUCAAAUACACAGUGCCAUCUAGUCUCAAACUGUACAAAGUUUGUUCUCUGGUUACUACUAAGAAGACCACACCUCACCCAAACAAGGGUAAAGCUUUGACUUAGUGAUCUAGGGGUAGCUGCCUCUGAAAUUGAAGUCGGAGUCAAGGGGUCCGUCCCGAGACUCCCACCUAAAUCCUCCUAGGAGGGUUAAAAAGACCUGGACUGACUAUGUAUAAAAUGAAGUGUUCUAAAAUUUAUAUUUGUUAAUGACCUAAUAAAAUCACGGUGUUUUUUUAUAAUAAUCUUAAAAAAAGAUUAGAUGGAAUUGUUUACAUAUUCCGUUAUACGAGGUCUGUCCGGAAAGUUCGUAUAAAAGUGUUCUGGAAUGCGAGAAAGAGGAGUGGGGAGGCCAGGUAAGCGCAGGACCCCUUCCUUAUGUCCCUAACAAUGCUUCAGUUCUGGUCUGACCGCCGUGCGGUGCGAACUGGCUUGUCACGCCAUCUGUGAAGUUACCUCUUAACGAAACCCCGUCGGCAUGGAGCCCGCUUCCGUUGAAGAGCAGCGCGUCGUAAUCAAGUUUCUCUCGAAACUCGGCAAGAAUGGCCGUGAAAUUUUUGCCGAUCUCAGAACAGUUUAUGGGGAUGAUGCUGUGAAGGAACCAACCGUCCACAAGUGGCUAAAAAGAUUCAGAGAGGGCCGAGAAAGCGUUCAAGAUGACCCACGUUCAGGACGUCCUUCCACUUCACAUUCCGACGAAAACGUGGAAAGAAUUCGAACUUGUGUUA